UUGAAAAUGGCGACUUGGCAACCCAAAGUUCGGGAACGCAGGUUAUCAAAGUUUACAAUGUUUUUGGGGUAUAUGAAGUAAAAAGAUAAUCAGAAAGAAGAACAAAUAAUGUCAACCAAAGUUGAGACAUCAGUAGACCCAAAUGGCAAUGCAACCAGCUCUGCCAAGCUGCCAGUUAUCAAUGGUGGGAGGAGCCUGGUGUCUCCCACACAGGCCAUCAAGAUGCCUAUCAAGGAGCAGGCCAGGCAGUGGUUGAAGGAUGUCAGGGAGAGAGUUGAGGCUUCAGAGGACCCAAACCCAGAUGACUUAGUGACACUGAGGAAAGAGCUGAUUGCACUGUUUAUUACAGCACUCCAGCAGGACAGUCGAUCAUCGUGGGAUUUCCUGACAGAGGUAGUACAGCAGUUGACUCCAUGUGCCAGUCAUCUCUCAGGCUCACCAGAGCUUAUUCAUUAUUUGGAGAGAGCUGUACAACACAUGGACACACACAAAGAAAGACUGUUUGACAUACAUACUGUAGAUGCUCUAAAUAAAGUGUUUCCAGAGGAUAUGAUGAGAAUCCAAAAGCCAGUCCGUACUUACUGUGGUCCUAUCUCCCCAUCUCCAACAACUUCCCCCAGGGAGUCUCCAACCAGGACAGGCCCAACUAAAUCUCCAAGGAUGCUGCUGCCAAAUGGGAAGGAUCCUUAUACACUUGAACGACCUGGAGAUGAGAAGAAGUACCUUCCUAAACCUCUGACCUUUGGAGAUCUCAGUAAAUCAUUGCCCACAGUGGCAGCAGACUUGGCUUCUAGAGAGGCAAUCUGGCAACACUCGGCUGGUUUUACUUCACAAGCAAUGAAUGUAGAGCUACUAUCUGAGGAGGAGUUGAAGGGCAGUGGAGUCAGCAGCAGAGGAAGCAGUAGGCCGCCAUCAGAGGUAGCUGACUUACAAAAACUUGGAGAAGAAAUCAAGAUUACAGUAGAAACUGAAAAGGGUCAACCGCCCCCUCCCAUGACAGGCAGAGAAGCAGUGGAAUAUUUUGGCAAACUUUAUCACGUAGGGAAGAUAAAGCACAUGUACUUUAACAUUGCCCCUCACAGACACUUCAGACCCUAUGAUCUAGUGGCUGUACCCCAGAAUAAGGCUAAUCCAGAGCACUAUGUAUUCUCCACAUUUGGAGUACUCCAUGUGUACCCAGACCAGCCAUCAGAGAACAUGACCCUGGGAGAGUGGCACAGGGAGGCUGUGUUGUAUGCUGCUGUCAGAAGUAUUCCUUUCUUUAAGUACUUCCUGGUACGCAAGGCAUUAAGAUGCUGGCAUGCCACCAAGAAACAGACAGACUUUGCUGAGGUCCGUGACGUCAUCAAAAACACCUUGUUACCUAACGUCCCAUGUUUUGGUGCCGCGCUGCUGCAGAUUGCAAAAUUACUACAUGAGUUGCUGACAGUGCAGUUCUUACCAGAUGAACAGGAUAAGCGCUACCUUCUACCAGAGUUUGAAAACAUUGUCAACUACAAGAACAUCCAAGCAGAGAGAUUUCUGGAAAGGUUCUUUAGAUAUGGUAAACUGAUAGUGGACACCGUGAAAGAAGAUUGCUUCAAACGUCUGAGAUACUGUGAGGAACAAGUCAAACAUAAAACUGUUUUCACCAAGGACUCUCUCCAUCUGCAGAAGCAGAAAAAAGAACAGCGAGAAGCAAACCUCAGGAAAGCAAAAGAAGAAACAGGUUGCCUUGGCAACUUUGUCAGACUAGUUGACCAGGUGAUGCUAGCCUACUUGGUGGACCUUGCCAAGAGAAAUGUCAGUGUGUUUGUCUACAAUGUCAUGGGAGCAGGACGAGAUGCACCACGGGAGGGGUUGUUCUUAGCUCAUCUAGGAUUCAACAAUAAAGAUGUCCUUGGCAUCUCCCCAUCAAAGGAGAAAUUCCUGCGUGGCAUGACGCGUGUCCUGCAGGAAAUCCCAGGCAUCCUUGUCAUGAAGGCGCUACCAAUGGAUGAGAACCCUACAAUCACAGAUGGAGAGAGCAUGAUGGAUGACUCAGCAACGGCACGGACCAGGAUGUCUCAGGUGACGGCGACAUCUGAGAAGAGACUGAGGACACAAGAUGGAAGGACACCAGAACUGAACAGAGGAAAAACUCCCACUAAAGAAGAAGACAACCUGGGGGUGGCCACUCCAGACUUGGUGAUCAAAGCAGACUUCCCGUCAGCUGAGGGUCUGGUGGUGGAGGGGGAGGGCUUCAUGGGCCAGUACCACCCCCUGAGUAAGGGGAACCUGGAGGAGAAACUGAAGAAUGAUGAGGAGUACAACCGUGCUAUAAAGACCCACACAGACUUCCUGAUAGCUGGGCUAACAGAGAUAGAUGACUACUGCAAGGAGAAUAGCUGGCUAAAUGAGAUCCACCAGUUUUGUAAAGGCUGGAAUGACACCUCUCUACAGGAGUGGAAAGGAGCACCUGCCUUUAACAUUGAGCAAAGACUGACAGAGAUCAGAAGCUGGACAGAAAGAAUCAAGAUGUCUGACCGUGCUUUCACAACUGAGAAUGGCAUUUUCCAUGUGGACUGCUCGGCCCUGCAGAAAGAUCUCGUCCCCAAGCUGAACUCCAUCUACAAAGAACUGGUGACAUUUGUGGCUGAGGAAGCCAGCAACAGAGGCAAACAGUUCUGUAAUGAAAUGAAAGUGGUGCUGCAGAAUAUGCGUGACAAGAAGGUCAGUAUGGAUGCCUUUGCUGUGUACGCCAAGCAGAUAACUCAGUACAAGAAGAACUCACAGCAAUUCCAGCAGAGAGUAGAGUAUAUCAAGUCUCUGUUUGAGAUGCAGGAAAUUAAGAUGGUGCGUAUGAACUACCGCCAGCUGAACCCAGAGGAGGAGAAGAUUGAGGAGAAUGUCUGGGCUGCGUGGGAGGCGUUUCUGUUCAACAUGCAGGAGGCCACGGAGUUUGUGAACAUGCAGACCCCUCUCAUGACACAGAAUCUGGAAGAGACUUUCCAGGCCUCAAAGCACACAUUGUUGGAGACGGAGGGGCUGCUGAGGCAACUUGAGAAGGAAGCGUAUCAUUUAGUGGAAGUUGGGACCACAGGGAAGUUUCUCAGUCCAGAAGAGAACCCUUCAGCCAUGUUGUCUGAAAUGAGACAGCUGCGAGGGAAGUUCUACACAGUGGAACACAAGUUAAAGGAGUGUUGCAAGUGGAAGGAGAUGAUCACGGGAAACCCCUACAACCUGGACUUCCUUCAUAAACUGGCCAUCAAGAUGGACAUACGCCAGGAGCUGUGGAAAUAUGUGGAGUUGUCCAAUCACUCCAUCAUCGACUGGAAGCAGCAGCUCUUCAGGAAGAUGAAUGUCCAGAAGGCAUUUGACAAGGUCCAGGAGUGGCAGGGGAUAGCAUUCCAGAUGAAGAGUCACCUUCCUCUGGGAGACAAGGUGCUUGCCAACUGGUUCAAGGUACUACAGGACUUCAAACAAGACCUCCCCUUGCUGCAUAAACUGGCCAGUGAUGCCUUGAAACCUCGCCACUGGAAAGAAAUCUUUGUUGGUAUUGGUGAGGAGUACGAGCCAGGCUGGAACGUGACCGUUGCGGAACUUUUAGACCUGAACCUGGGCGAGCACAGCCUCCUUAUCAACACCAUCUACACGGGCGCCAAGUCUGAGUUUGCUCUGGAACAAAAACUGGUCAAACUGAGGAAACUUUGGCAGGAGAAGAACCUGAAGCUGGCCAAGCAUAUCCCUGAUAGUGUGUAUGAUAAAGACACAGCGGGCGUGGCUCCCAGUGCUCACCCAGGGGGGAGGAAGGUGAAGGGGAUGGCCAAGUUCAGACAUGAGAAAGCCCUGGCCAACAUGCCGAAGGGACUGAAUAUCUCUGGAGAUGACAUGUUUGUACUUAUUGAUGUGGAGGAGCUGAAGUACCUCAUAGAUGACAGCCAGGUCACCCUGACCUCCAUGCUGGUGUCCCCUUACCUGGCUGACCUCCGUCCAGAGACUGAGUACUGGUCAAGCUCGCUACAGCAGGCUGAGGAGAUCCUGGACCUCUGGGUCACAUGUCAGAAGAAGUGGCUCUAUCUGUUGAAAGUAUUUGAAGAUCCAGACAUAUACAGAAAACUUGGGUCCCAAAGUCUAAAGUUUGAGUCCAUCAAUGCUAAAUACAAGGAAUUUAUCAAGUCUGUAGUAAAUGACCCCAAGGUGACCUCCAUCUUCAGCAAGCAGCGUGGAGAGCCAGGAUACAGAAGACUACAGGGAGAGGCCAUCAGAGAGUUACUGCAGAGUCUACUGGAGGGAAUGGAACAAAUCCAGAAGCACCUAGAAAACCUCCUGGAGCAUGCCAGGUCAGAGUUCCCCAGGCUUUAUUUUCUCAGUAAUCAGGAAGUGGUGGAUCUGAUGGGCAUCAGCCGUAACCCUCCUGCUCUGCUGCCGUGUGCCAAGAAAUGUUUUGCAGGAAUCAAGUCGCUGACAUUUGCUCUUCCGUCCCAGAUGACCACCAUGAGUACCGCCCUGGACUUCGUUCUCAACGCCCAUAAGCUACAAGUGACCAGUCUCACUGGAGAUAUGGAGGAAGCUGUGCCGCUGUUGUACAAACUGGAAGCCAAUAAUCUGGCCACCAGAUGGCUCUCAGGUCUAGAGGAAGGCAUGAAGAGCACCAUGGCCACCAUGUUACAGGCGUGUGUACAAGCACGCUGGGAGGAAGGCUCCAAACAGAGUGUCCUCCUUCUGGAGGAACUGAGCCGAUAUGAGGUGAGCACUGCACACCCCACCCAGGAACAGACCCAACUCAGCCAGCAGAUUCGCCACUCCUUUAAACACUGGCUCCUGCGCUUCCCGUCCCAGUGCGUGCUGGUCGCCGAGGCCAUUAUGUGGCAGAAAGCCAUGACCAAGGCCCUCGAGCACGGAGAUAAAGAUCAGUUGACGGAGAUAAGGAAUCAACAGAACAGUAAGAUUACGCAGUAUGUGAACUUCCUGAGGGAGAGCAGUGUGAAGGGCGGAGGCUCCAGUGUACGCAAGAGACUGCAGAGACUUCUGGGAUGUCUGGUUCAACAAACAACGCAACACAGGGAUUAUGUUGAAGUUCUGUUAAAGCUGGGUUCGCCCACACUGGACAGCUAUGACUGGCAGAAGAUCAUGAAGUUUCACAUGGACUUCCGCAGUGUUCUCAGAGCUAAGACAGAUAUAAAGGAGCAGCCAAAACCUGAGGUCUCUUCCAGCACCCCCAGAGAAAGACGUCUGUCCCAUGGCAGCAGUCGAGACUCGUUACUGUCCAAGUCUGACGCCUCGCCCAAGGAGAGAAGGGCUUCAUUGGCCAGGUUGAAGGAGAAGAAGUCUGAGGAUAGCAUGGCCCGCGUGAAGACCAGCGUAUCUACGGGGUUCCAGUUCACACCCUGCACCAUACAACAACUGGGCGCAACCUUCCUCUACGAUCAUGAGUAUCUUGGACCCUCUGAAAGACUCGUGUUUACGCCACUGACUGAAAGGGCCUAUCUGACCUUGACCUUGGCCUUGAGGACGUUCCACUGUGGUACUCUGGUGGGACCAGCUGCCACUGGGAAGUCUGAGACUAUCAAAGACUUGGCUAAGACCCUGGGCCGUCACUGUGUGACUGUGAACUGUAACAGUGAGCUGACGCUGCCUCUGCUGAACCAGUAUCUGAGUGGUAUGGUCCAGUCUGGUAGCUGGACAGUGUUUGAUGACACAGACAGACUGACCAAAGGUUUGAUGUCAGUAUUUGCCCAACAGAUCGAGUAUCUGAAGACUGCUCUCCACUGCCUGGGUACCUCCAGUCAUAACCAAUAUGGCAUUAGAGGACAACCCAGAUAUGACAAGUUUGGAGUGAAAAUUUUCUAUGAUAAGAACUCUAGAGGCACGCGGAGAAAGUAUAGACUAUAUCUACAGAAAACAUUUGUGAACAAGGAGGAGGGCUCCAGCAGCGUGACACAUGGCGGCCGCGUGGUGAGGCGGAACUCACUGACCACCUUGCAUUCAUUACCCAGUGCAGACACUAAGGAGGACCUAGAGAGACAGAAUACGGUGCCACAUGGAUAUAAUGAGGUAGCCUAUGUUUUCAGAGUUCCAGUAGGACUGAUGGAUGAGGGUCUGUCUACCUAUUUUGGUGAGGCCUGGGUGCCAAGGAGGGAGAGGAGACACUCCAUAGAGAAAGAGAUUGAGAUCAAGGAGUCUGAAUUAUACAAGAGCAACAAACCACCAUCACUGUUUGUUGAACAUGCCACAUACCGUCCAUACAAACCCAAGCCAGACUACAAGGUGCUGCUUCAUGAGCCAGUGCACAGGCCAGUGUUUCUGGGGAAUGUGUUAUUCAAUGGGAAACUGCUCAAAGCCAAUGCCAAUUAUGGCUGCUUCAUGACUGUCAACUCUGAAGGAAAGGGGUUUGCUGAAAUUCCUGAUAAUUUAAGGCUCCAGAUGCGUCCGUGUGCCCUGAUCCACCCCGACACUCACCAGAUACUGGAGAUGAUGCUGUACUGCAAUGGCUGCUCAGACCACAAGAUCUUGGCCAAGAAACUUGGGGUGCUUUUUGAAUUAUUGAAGACACAGCUUCCAAGAAAAGAGCAGUACAACUUCAGUCUAAGAACAAUGAAAACAGUUGUCACUGUGGCUCACAGCAGACUCAGCAGCAAUAGAAACCUGUUUGAGGAUGUCUCUGCUAAUGACUCUGAGACCAGCCCAUCUAUCCUCGAAGACAGUAGCACAAGACAAGAAUUUGCCAUCGUCUACGCCAUCAACACCACCUUGAUUCCCAAGAUGGCUGACCAGGAUGACAUUGCACUUUUGAAAAGCCUGACCAGAGAUGUGUUUCCACAGAGUGUGCGUCCUAAGUCUGGUGUCCUUGGAUACGACCCUGACCUUGUGUCAGCAGUUCAGGAGCAGAUGGCACUGGACAACCUGCAGGCGACACAGGCCCACGUCAACAAAAUUCUACAGCUCAACACUGCAAUGAAUCAUGGGAAGGGAGUGAUUCUGAUUGGACCAGCUGGGAGUGGGAAGACCACAGCGUACCAGACACUGGCGCGGGCCAUGAAUUCCUUACACUCUCGGCCUCCAGAGCCAGAUAAAGAUGACAACAAGGAUGAAAUUAAGGACAAGGGAAUCGCCUUUCACAGCCAACAGAAAUUAAAGUUUACCGAGCUGAAGACAGCCAGAGAAAAGAAACAUUGGGUGACCCCAAAACUACUAACAGAGAACACGGAGAAGAGAGAGUCCAAUGCAUUGUCCAGGUUCCGCAAGGUGUCCAAGAGCACGUCUAGUGUGGCCGAAAAGCUGUCCACAUUACUGAAGGAUGUGAACAAGGCCAAGAGGAUCCAGUAUCCUAAGAUUGAGAUCAACACCUUCAACCCCAAUGCUUUCUCCACAGAGGAGCUAUUUGGGAGCUUCCAAUCAGGCCUGUGGAAAGAUGGACUGCUGUCUAGCAUCCUACGCGACUGUCACACCCAGCACGAGUCUGCGCGGAGUUUCUCCAGCACCUUUGAUGAGAAGAAGCACAAGGGAUUGGUCAGUACACCAUCCCCAGUCAACAAGUGGGUGGUCCUGGACGGCUGUGUCAACCCACUGUGGACAGAGCACAUGAACACAAUGCUGGACAGUGACCGCUUACUGAGCCUGGCCAGUGGAGAGAAGGUGGCACUGCAAGACACGACCCAUUUGAUCUUUGAAAUGAGUCACCUGGCGAACGCGUCCCCAGCCACAAUAUCUCGCUGUGAACUGGUUCACUGUAGCAAUGAGACCGUCACUUGGAAGUCCAUCGUGGAGUCCUGGAGCAAGGCUGCCAAACAGAAGUGGAUCAUUUCAACCAAUGGUUUGAAGAUCCUGGACGACCUGUUCAGUUCUACCAUCCCUCAGACCAUCAGAUAUCUAGAAAAUGACUGUACCUAUUCCUUGACCAAUGACAUGCACCGCUCUAGUGCCAUCUAUACUCAAUCAGUGCCAGGGUUACAGGAAGUUAUGUCACUGCUCAGGAUCCUCUCAGCACUCUGUGAUCGCCACUUCCUGAGGGCUGAUUUUGAGAGCGCUGCAGAGGGUCAGCAAAAACCAGAUGAUGCCCCUCCCGCCUCCCCAGCCAAACUGACCCCAGACUACAGAGCAGAUAGCAACAUGAGGUCCAGUAGGUUAACAGGCAGUUCACGUUACGAGGAUCGUAUCCCUAACUAUACCAAUGUGGUGAAGAGCAUGUAUGCCUUUGCUUUUAUUUGGGGAUUUGGAGGACAACUACAGGAAAGGCACAUCAGUAAAUUCAACAAGUUCUGUCGUGAGACCCUGUAUCGUGCUACUUACCCCAUCAGUCUUCCUCUCAGUGGUACUGUGUUUGACUACUGUGUGGAGGUCCACCAUGGUAUGAUGAUAAAGUGGAGUGACAGACCCAUGGAGAAGAUGAGGAACUUGCCUGCACACUAUGUCAUCACUCCUGAGGUGGAGCGCUACCACUACCUGGUGGACUUAUUGCUGAGUUCUCACUACCCUGUUCUGUUGGUUGGCGUUCCAGGUGUGGGGAAAACUGCUCUCAUACAGAAUAUCAUCCAGCAAAAGCACCCAUUCUCUCGGCUGCCAAUUUCUCAAGGUGUCGUCCCGCAGCAGCUCCACAACUCCGUGGCCAACUACAUGCUGGAGAUCAAUAAACGUGACGUCCUGAGCACGCACCCAAGUACCGCGCCUCUCCCCAAACCACACCACUUGUUCUUCAUUGAUGACCUGAAUAUGGCCAAAAGUGAUUGUGUCACAGGCACACAGCCAUCACUGGAGGUACUCAGAGAGGUCAUGACACAGCGCAGUCUGUAUGACCGUCACCGCCAUGUCAAACUGGACCUGGAGGGAACGGACUUUGUGGCAGCGUGCAGGAGUCCUGGAGUAGCUGGUUCAGGUGCCGGAGAAUCAUGCCACAUUCUGUCCUCGAGGCUGACACGUCUGUUCACUGUAAUGACAUUUUUUAUGCCGACUGCGGAGGGGAUGCAUUCUCUGUUUGGCAAGACCAUCCAGUCAUGGUUGGAGGAGUUCCCCACCUACUCUGUAGAACACCACCAUGAGUUUGCUUAUGCCAUGACCCAAGGUCUCCUGGAGAUGUAUAAUGUAGUUAAGGAGAGACUGCGACCAACUCCUGCCAAUGCUCACUACAUCUUUACACUGCGGGACAUUGCACGUGUCAUGGAGGGCAUCCUGAUGAUGUCGCCAAGGGCGCGACCAAAACUGAAGCCAAAGCCACGGAGAAAGAAAGACAAACCUGAGCUGGGACGUAAUAAAAUGACUAUCAGCUUACCAGCACUAAACAAACCUGUGGACAGAAGCAAGCUGAGAUCUCAGAAUUGGGCUCCUACUGCUGGCAAAGAUGUGGUGGGAGGAGCGCCACCUAUGAUGCGUGUCAUUGCCAGACUGUGGUGUCAUGAGGUCGCCAGGACGUUUGGGGACAGGAUAACUGCAGAAGAAGACUGUAUGUGGUUCAAGAGAACAAUGGAGGACAUAGUGGCCAAAUACUUCUGCACUGGCAAGGCAGAGUUCAGGGAGAAAAUGUCUUCUAUCAAAGAAGAAAGUGGUUCACAGGGCAGCACUGUAGAGUCCUUUCUCAGUAAGUUCACACGGUCAUCCCCAGUGAGGAGAAUCACGCCUCCGCCUUUCUAUAAGAGUGAUUCCUUGACUCCGGACAAUGAGCUGCCCAGUACAGCCAGCACAGUGACCAUCACUGAGGUGACCACAGAGGUGACCACACCCUUCUCUGACUAUGCCACCACUAUGGAGUUUGUUACACCGCUGAGUCAAGGAGAAUUCACGGAGGCUGCCACCACAGAUGUUGUCACUCCAUUCAGCACAGAGUAUGACAUCCAGUCCCAGUACCAGUCUGAGUUCAACGCCCCAAUCCGUGCCCCACCCCCCAGUGAGGACCCUGGGUCCAGGAUGUCCACAGGGUCCACCGAGACUGAGACCACAGAGGAAAGUUCUACAGAAGAGACGGCAUCUUCAGAGGAGGACUCUGAAACAGAAACAACAACCAGUGGUAUGCAGUCCAAGAUGACGACAACGGGAGACGAGAGCACCGCCAUGACAGACUACACGAGAACUCCCAGUGGCAGCACUGGGUUACAACUUGGACAUCUUGAAAGUCGCACUACAUUGUAUUCUUCAAUUGGCUUGUUGAGUGAUUCGCUAGAAGACAGUGCAGCCAAUCCCAGCCAGGCAUCAAACCUGAAGGCUCCUCCCACUCCAAGUUUAAAGAAAGGAGGUGCCAAGAAAGAAGUGAAGAGAGGAGUAACCUUCAAAACAGGGCUGAUAGCUGACAGAGAGACGGAGGCCUAUGAGGGGCCACUGUUGUCCAUGGAGCAGAUUAAACUGCCAAAUGAGGACCUGACGGAUAUCAUGUUUACCAAGUUUAUCAUGGCUUCCUAUACUGAGGCUAUGGGACUUACACCUGACAAAGGCUAUGUGGAGUGCUCAGAGGACAUCUUGGAUGAAGCCUUGCAGACCUGCCUGGCACUGUACAAUGCUGGGACGUCCCAGAGACUGGAUCUGGUCUUCUUCAAGGAGGCCAUUCAACAUAUGGCUAGGCUCAGUAGAGUGCUGGCUAUGACCAAUGGUCACUCCCUACAACUGGGCAUGAGUUACUGUACUGGACGUGCCACAGUGACCAGACUAGCCGCACACAUAGCUCACUGCAAGCUGUUUGAGCCCAAGCCCCAAGGAGACCUGGCCAGAAACAGAGAAGUUUUACGUGAGCACAUGCGACGCUGUAGUCAGACGGCUGCCAUUGUGGGAAAACCUGUCGUCUUGAUGAUUCAUGAGGAACUGGGAGAGGAAUGUCUGCUUGAUGUGUGCUCAUAUAUGGUAGAAGGUACCUGCCCAGGGCUGUACACUACAGAAGAACUCCAGCAGAUAGCCACCCAGAUGACCCCUGGUCAGGUCCAGAUCAGGAAGGUGGACAAGGUGGAACAGACCUUCAAUGACAAGUUCAUACGGAGAGUCAAACAGAACCUGCACGUGGUGAUCAUUCUAAAUUAUUCAGGUUCCACAGUGUACACCAAACACAGCCCCAUGCACAAUCUGCUGCGGAAGUGUCCCUCCCUGAUACAUCAUGUGAUCAGUGUGGAUCUGUACAAACCCUGGAACCAUGAGGCUUACGUCAAAGUUGCUGAGACAUGGUUACGAGAUGAGUCUUCAAGAGUAAGUUAA
Lingula anatina is the source of this 11127-nucleotide messenger RNA. RefSeq names its product dynein heavy chain domain-containing protein 1-like. Gene Ontology annotation, biological process: microtubule-based movement. Gene Ontology annotation, cellular component: dynein complex. Gene Ontology annotation, molecular function: ATP binding; dynein intermediate chain binding; ATP hydrolysis activity. NCBI's taxonomy places the organism in Eukaryota, Metazoa, Brachiopoda, Lingulata, Lingulida, Lingulidae. The record is from RefSeq and is a predicted model, not a curated record.